Messenger RNA from Drosophila subpulchrella, 1381 nucleotides. Its product is annotated as calcium/calmodulin-dependent protein kinase kinase 2. Gene Ontology annotation, cellular component: cytoplasm. The record is from RefSeq and is a predicted model, not a curated record. NCBI's taxonomy places the organism in Eukaryota, Metazoa, Arthropoda, Insecta, Diptera, Drosophilidae. Gene Ontology annotation, molecular function: ATP binding; calmodulin binding; calcium/calmodulin-dependent protein kinase activity. Gene Ontology annotation, biological process: protein phosphorylation; intracellular signal transduction; positive regulation of protein kinase activity.
UAUAUAUACCUAUACUCAACACAUUAUGCUAUGAAAAUUCUGUCGAAGAAACGUCUGGCACGACAAGCUGGACUUAUGCGUCGGGGACCUAGGAAAACUACAUCACCGCUUGAUCGAGUUUACAGAGAAAUAGCUGUUUUAAAAAAACUUGAUCAUCCUAACGUUGUAAAGUUGGUAGAAGUGUUGGAUGACCCGCAGGAGGAUUCAUUAUACAUGGUUUUUGAAUUGGUGCAGCAAGGAGAAGUUCUAAGAAUUCCAACAGAUAAGCCACUGUCUGAAGAAAGAGCUUGGAGAAUUUUUCGGGAGUCGUUACUUGGAUUAGAAUAUUUACACCACCAAAAAAUUAUCCAUGCCGACAUAAAGCCUGGAAAUUUAUUAUUAACCGAAUGUGGACAUGUCAAAAUAGAAGAUCUUGGUGCGUGCAACGAAUUUCUCGGAGAAGAUGCUAAAAUAAGCAAUGGAUCGACGGCUGGAACUCCAGCCUUUAGAUCACCUGAAACUCUAGUCCUAGGAAAGAACGAAUAUUGUGGAAGAGCAGCAGAUGUCUGGGCACUAGGCGCAACUCUAUAUUCUUUAAUAUUUGGAAAUGUGCCGUUCCUAGCAGAUUCCGUGCCUGUACUGUACGAGAAAAUAAAACAAGAUUGUGUAAUCUUUCCAGAAAACCACUUAAUUACUCCAAAUUUGAAAAGUUGCAUAGAUCAAAUGUUGGAAAAAGAUUCAAAGCACAGAAUCACAAUUCCACUGGUGAACAAAUGGGUAACCUCUGGUGGGGACUUUCCCUUGCCGACAGAGGAAGAAAAUUGUUGUUUGGUACAAGUUGAUGACAAAGACAUAGACUCCGUCGCUCGCAGCAUUCCCAAAUUAGACACACUAAUAUUGAUUAAAACAAUGUUAAAAAAACAUUCUUUUGGUAAUCCUUUUGUAAAAGAAUCUUUUGGAAAAUCCCUAGAACCAAGUUGUAUGCGGAUAGACAGAUUUGUCCGAGCAGGUCGAUCUAAUUCAGCCCCUGGCUCAUAUCACAUAUCAACGGAUAGGCAACCUUCUGCAGAUACUUUCCUUCCAUCCGUUAAGGAACAUUGUUCAGGUCAAUGUAAAGAAGAUACACAUAACUAUUAAGAUUGUUAUACACUAAAUGUUCAAUGUUCGUACCCAAAGGUACUCAACAUGACCACACUCAACAAAUCAAGCAGUAGCCAAGUUGGGAACAGUACCAGGCGCUCAGUAGCACUCAUUGCAGAUGAGAACUGCUGAUCAGCACAUUAUAUGUCUCACUAACUCACCGUCUCACCGACCUAACGGCACACUGAUUCGCCAAUGCAGUCAGCACAUAUUGCAGUGUCAGCCGAGCCAACUACGCAAACUGUUACCAUAAUUAUAAUUC